Portunus trituberculatus (swimming crab) is the source of this 3766-nucleotide messenger RNA. Its product is annotated as beta-alanine transporter-like. Gene Ontology annotation, biological process: transmembrane transport. Lineage: Eukaryota; Metazoa; Arthropoda; Malacostraca; Decapoda; Portunidae. The record is from RefSeq and is a predicted model, not a curated record. Bases 726 to 2627 code for a protein of 633 amino acids. Gene Ontology annotation, molecular function: transmembrane transporter activity. Gene Ontology annotation, cellular component: membrane. The transcript is spliced from 12 exons.
UGUCUCCACCACUCAGCACGUCAGCAGCCAGCGACUCGGGCAGCGAGACGGUACGAUCAGUCACCAGUGUGGCUGUGGCCGUGGCCGUGCGUGGUGGUGAGCAAGCCUAGUCCCCAGUCAGCCAGGCAGCCUGCCAGUUAGGCUCUCGUGCUUCACUUCACAUUAAGGAGUAGCAGCAACAGGAGGAGGGGAAGCAGAGCCAUUAUCUCUUCUGAAGGUGGGAGUGUCGAGGAUCCAGCGAGGCAGCAGAUCAAAGACGGCGACACUGAAGGGAAAAAUAUCUUACUUCACUUCACUUCGUUAGCAGUAAUAAGAGGUUAAGAAGAGUGAAGGAGAAGUUUAUAGGUUCAGGAAUAUUUUCUGUCCAGUAUUUUUGGUACUGUCUAUAUUAAGAAGGAAAGAGAGAAGAAAGAAGGCGUAAAAAGAGGUAGAGAUAUAAAGGCAGAGGACAAGAAGGAGCAAAAGACGAUUGGUAACAGAAGAAGAAGAUAACGGAGACGAAGAAGAGAACGAAAAAUAGUGGAGAGAGGAAAAGGAAAAGGAAAGAAAUAGAGAUCAAAGAACACCGUCAAAAGAAAAAUAAUUGAAUGGAAAAAUAGACAAGUGACAACGAAGUAGGAACAUUUAAGUAGUAAGUCUAAGAACUCAAGAAAAGGAAAAACAACAACAACAACAACAACAACAAACUCCUUGCAACACCAGCGUUCUUCAUCACCACUUUCACCAUGGAUUUUGACGAGAUCCUGCCAGACAUCGGGGAAUACGGGACCUACCAGAGGCUUGUGUUGUGGUUCCUGCUGCUGCCGGGAACGAUGCCUUGCGGUUUCCAUGCUUAUAAUCAACUCUUCAUGGCUUCCACCCCUGAGCACUGGUGCCGCUACCCUACAACACUGGAUGGCGUGCCCCCUGACCUCGCUAGGAAUCUCAGCAUCCCUUACGACAAUACCACGCACCAGUACAGCCGCUGCCAGAGAUACGACUACAACAUCACACAGUACCUGGAGGACUACGGGAAGGCAGCUACCGGUCCUCCCCCAGGGACGCCCGUCAUCCCGUGUGACCAUGGAUGGGUGUUCAGUCAAGAUGAGCACGCCUCCUCGGUGGUGGCAGAUUGGGAUCUGGUGUGUGACCGGGGCUUCCUGCCCACCCUCGCCCUCGUGCUACUUGGAGUCAGCGGCCUCAUCGGGAACUACGUGUUUGGCUACAUUCAGGACGGAUGUGGCCGCCGCCCCGCCUUCUUCAUCUACCUAGUAAUUCAGUGUGCCUUUGGGAUUGGUACGGCCUUCACACCCUCCUUCAUCUGGUGGCUGGUGUGUCGCGUGGGCGUGGGCUUCACCGUGCCUGCCAUCAUGUCCACGCCCAUGGUCCUUGCCAUUGAGCUGGUGGGUCCCUCAAAGCGCACAUACACUACCGUGGUAAUGAAUGUGGCGUACUCCUUCACGCUCAUCCUGCUGGCUGGUGUGGCCUACCUGGUGAGGGACUGGGCGCAGCUCUCCCUUGCCACCACCAUUCCCUUCCUCUCGUUCCUCCUCUUCUGGUGGGUGCUGCCAGAGUCUCCCCGCUGGCUGCUGGCUAAUGGUCGUUUGGAUGAAGCCGAGAAGAUAAUGAAGAAGAUGGCCAGAGUGAAUGGCAAGACUCUCCCAGAGAACUACAUGGCCACUCUCAGGAGAAAAUAUGAAGUGGAGCAGUACAUGGCAGGCAAGGAGGAGAAGACCACCACGCAGAGGACUUAUGGAGUGCUAGACCUCUUCCGCAGCCCCAAUCUUUGCCGCAAGACCAUCAUCGUUACCUUCAUCUGGUUCACCAACACCUCAGUCUAUGUGGGACUGUCUUACUAUGCCCCGGCACUUGGGGGAGAUGCCUACCUCAACUUCUUCCUGGCAGGAGUGGCUGAGCUGCCCACUUAUCUGUUCCUGUGGCCCUCCAUGGAGUAUUGGGGCCGCCGUUGGACCCUCUGCUUCUCCAUGAUAGUGGGUGGCAGUGCUUGUGUGGCCACUGUUGUCACUCAGGAAGAUCCCACUGUGACGCUGGUGCUGUACUGUGUGGGCAAGUUUGGUAUCUCUUCUUCCUUUGUGGUGCUGCCCUUGAUGGCUUCUGAGCUGUACCCAACUGUUGUGCGAGGCAUGGGGCUCUCAGUGUCGUCUGUGGCAGGGAUGAUAGGGCCUGUAGUCAUCCCUCUCAUCAAUCAUUUGGGGUCAGAGAUGAUGGUGCUGCCUCUCAUCAUAAUGGGGGUAUUGUUGAACCUUGGUGGGGUGUUCUCUCUCCUGCUGCCUGAGACCCUCCACCAGCACCUGCCACAGACACUGGAGGAGGGGGAGGAGUUUGGCAAGCACUGGACCCUUUCAGACUACUGUACCUGCUGUCCCAAGAGGCCGAGCAAUGCAAAUAGCAGGACAGUGCCAACAAGCUACAGUGAUGGCACCCAUGAGGUCAACACCCUCCUCUCCAGCAAGAUUGAUGAAGGUAAAUCUGAAAAUGACCUGAGGAAGAGGAACUCCCAGCAGCAGCAGCUUUAUGAGAAUGGAAGGAAGAGUCAGCAAGUGGGUGAGGAAGUAAAUGAGGGAGAUGAAAGUGCAGGAAUUAACCAAAGUCUUGUUACUUCUGGCCCAAAGAUUACAGUUGUUUAGAGUGUAAGAAAUUAUGUCAGUUUGAAAGGAAGAUCAUGCCAGCUGUAUUUGUGAUCUACAACAUUAGGGGAUUAAGAAGAAUAACUGCCUUUGGGGCAUUCAUGGACAUCACAGUCUUCCAUCCUGAGGGAAAGGCUUGUUGACAUCUUGGAGACAAACAAGGAACACCAGUCUUUACCUGUAUGUGAGUUGGCCUUCUUGGGAAGUACAAGAAUAUGCACACACUUCUUUUGUUUAUGUAGUUUGUAUUUUCACUGAUACGUAAAGUUGGGCUAGAGAAUGGAAUUAACUAGGGCGCAGUGAAGUGCCACAUUUCUGUAAGAAUCUAAUACUAUAGUAGUAGAAUAAUUGUAGCAUUAGUAAGUGUUGUUUGUACCUGGUGUAACAAAGAGGUGUAGAGGGACCAUUAUAAUGUAUAGUCAGAUGUGUUAGUUUUCUUACAAUUUUUCUCUCAUUAUGCCCUCCCUCAACAUUCGUUCAUUGCCAUAUGGAUGAUUGUGAGAUGCGUUAGGAUUAUUCACAGAGUACCUGCCUGCUGUCUUUGAGGAGGGACAAAGAAGAAAGGAGGGAGGGCUAGUUGUGUGUGUGUGUGUGUGUGUGUGUGGGUGUGUGGGUGUGGGUGGUGAGAGAUAGAGAGCCUUUCCUUUUCCCUGCUUUUCUACUUUCUUUUUCCCACCAAAAAAAUAUAUCUAAUUUCUUACAUGACUGAAGGUUGGCAAAGCUUUGAAAUGGUAUGCUAAUUACAAAAGAAAGUAAUCAAGUUGCAUGAAUACCUCUUGGAUGCUUGAUUAGGGAAGCAUUUUGUAUGUACUGUAUUAUUUAGUUACUGUUUAAGGAGUGAAAGCUAUUUUGUGGGAAAUUAACUUUUUAAAUUCUGUUGGAAAUUCAAAAUCUGUAAUUAGAUGAAGAUAGGAGGAAAGCUUUCUUCUUUGUUUAUGACACAUGAGUGUUAGAGAAAUUGUUUUAAAGAGUCUCCUAUGAAAAAAUCACUUAUGUAUUCUCUUUCUAUAAAGGUGGAUUCACACGUGCCAAUUUGCGACUGAAAUUUUGCAUCAGUAGAGUUUCUGACUCAUCCCUUCUAGUCAGAAAGUGUCACAUAUAGCGACUGGAAAGUAUUAUCAACUAGUUGGCGCCUUGGC